Molecule: messenger RNA, 1350 nt
Organism: Anguilla anguilla (European eel)
Lineage: Eukaryota; Metazoa; Chordata; Actinopteri; Anguilliformes; Anguillidae
Product: ubiquitin thioesterase OTUB2-like
Exons: 6
Coding region: 280-975 (231 amino acids)
Biological process (GO): protein K48-linked deubiquitination; negative regulation of double-strand break repair
Cellular component (GO): nucleus
Molecular function (GO): ubiquitin binding; cysteine-type deubiquitinase activity
Source: RefSeq, a predicted model, not a curated record
UUUAGCAUCGAGAACGGUCUCUUUAAACGAAAACCACGUGAUCAUGAACACGUUUGUUACCGGAAGAUGAUCCUCAGCCAGUAAUGGCUGCAAUAACAUUAUUUGAAUGGCAAAUUUGAAUUACUUAUUUUUAAUUCGGUGUAGUUCUGGUAGCUUCCUUACUUGCAGACUAUUGUAAUUAUCAAAAUAAGUCAAAGGACUAGCCAAAUACUCUGAAUACGUUGCGGGGCUAAUAUGGUGUAGUAAUUUGCCAGUUCAUUUGCAGUACACGGCAUAAAAAUGACGGAUGCCGCAGAGCUCGUUUCUGAAAAGCUGGACAUUGCCACUCUAAGGACAGAGCAAGCCGAAGAUGAGAAGACUAAGGAAAUCUGUAAACAUUAUUCGUCCGUUAGAAGAAUCAAGGGAGAUGGCAACUGUUUUUACCGAGCGGUAAUAUUUGGACAUCUGGAGGUAUUGCUGCAAGAUGAGCGGGGUAUGCAAAUCUUCAAAGAUGAAUUGAUUCAGACUGGUAAAGAGCUCUUGCUUGCAGGCUUUUCUGAGAGCUCGUUUGAAGAUAUACUUAACACAUUUGUCCGUGUUUUGGUGUGCACUGAAGCAGAUAACCAGGACUCAACCCUGUUAAAAGUCUUCAAUGACCAGUCUACUUCAGACAGCAUGGUACAGUACCUUAGGCUGCUCACCUCAGCCUACCUACAGAACCACUCUGACUUCUUCCAGCACUUUGUUGAAGCACCCAACCUGAAGUCAUACUGCACCCAGGAAGUGGAAACGAUGGCGAUGGAGUGCGAUCAUGUGGAGAUCAUUGCCCUGUCUGAGGCCCUAGGGCUAAGUUUUCACAUUGUGUCCAUGGAAGCAGGUGAUGGACAUCUUACCCACCACACCAUUCCAGAGGGAGCCAUCCCCUCUCUGCAUCUCCUAUACAAGACUGCUCACUAUGACAUACUCUACCCACGUGCACAUCUUGAAGAAUCUUAAGACUAGUUUUUCCAUCUCAGGUUGGGUUACAUUUAAACAAAAGUAAAACUGUGCCUUACUGAGUGAACAAUAACACACUGGCCAAACGCCACAGAAUUAAAAUGUAAAGUUCAUGGGUGGCAUAGGAAGAAGAGUAUUCAGGGGCUUAUAGCAUUUUCUGUCUUUUUUAAAAUAUAUUUUUAAUGUGUAUUGCUUCCGUGCCACAUGUAAAAUGCACACUGUGAAUUCAUUUUUCCAUGUCAUAUUUGAUAAACAUUUCAAAUGUAUUUUUUUUUAAACUGAGAUGUAAUUAUAUACAAGUGUAUAUUAAACCUCAAUUAAUUCCUUUCCAUUUGCGCUGUUGUUACCUCAAGUGAAAAUAAACAGUUCAGAGCA